CAUACCUAUGGCUGUCAUGUGUGCUGGUGGUCAGCUGACAAAUCCCGCUUACUUGUGAUGCUCGUUGUGUCGAUUUAGCUGCUUUUGCUCGCAACCGUCGAAUGAAUGCGGCGCUAUGCUUGGCCCAGGAGAGCCAUGGUAGUCAUCAACUCGGUGCUGAAGCUUCUCCAGCGGCAGACAUACACCUGUCUGUCCCACCGCUAUGGACUCUACCUCUGCUUCGGAGGCAUCGUCCUGAUGAUUGUCUCUGCUUUUCAAUUCGGGGAGGUCGUGGUCGAGUGGAGCCGAGACCAGUACCAUGUGCUGUUUGACUCCUACCGAGACAAUUUGGGUGGCAAAUCCUUUCAAAGCAGGCUCUGCCUGCCCAUGCCGAUCGAUGUGGUGUACACGUGGGUGAACGGCACCGACGUGGCUCUGCUGAAAGAGCUGAAGACUGUGCGAGAGCAACUGGCAGAGGAACAGAGAGCUCUUAGAGAACGUUUGGGGAAAAAUGCAAGUGAGACAACAGAAGAGCCUAAAGUCAGGGCCAAAGCGGAAUGCUUGCUCUCCCAUUGCGUGGUCGCACCUAUGCUGGCGCUGGAUCCCGCCCUGCCCCCAAACACAACACUCCAGGAGCUGCCGUCAUUCUCCAACUCUCUGACCGGCGCCAAGGAGCUGCUGCGGCUCCGUAAACCCGUCCACCCGGCCACCGCCGCCACCGUGCUGGUCUUCGGUUCUCAGGCUGAUGCUGAGAAAGCCUACGUUGAAGCCUUUAAGGAAGACAAGAAAUUCGCUGUCUCGAGAUGUUAUCUGACUACAGAUAAGGAGGCUCCGGGUCUCAUCCGCGUGCAGACUCUGGCCUACCUCAGUGGCUUCCCGGGCUCCUUUAAGGAGACUGAGCAGCUGAGAGCCAAACUGCCUUCUUUAGUCACUGACAAGAUCAAGCAGUUUGAGUUGUACUCUGAGGCCAGCAUCGCUUUGCUCCACCUUAAAAGCCCGCAAGACUUCACCGACCUCAUGCAAAAGUCCAAGAAGAACCUGACGCUAGACGGGAAAGAACUAACCAUUAGCCCCGCCUACCUCUUCUGGGACCUGACUGCCAUCUCACAGUCCAAGCAGGAUGAAGACGUUUCGGCCAGCCGCUUCGAGGACAACGAGGAGCUGCGCUACUCUUUGCGCUCCGUGGAGAAACAUGCCCCGUGGGUGCGACACAUCUUCGUAGUCACCAACGGGCAGAUUCCCUCCUGGCUCAAUCUGGAUAACCCUCGAGUUUCGGUCGUCACACAUCAGGAGCUUUUCUUGAACCGCAGCCACCUCCCUACAUUCAGCUCACCGGCCAUCGAGAGCCACAUCCAUCGCAUCCAGGGACUCUCUCAGAAGUUCAUUUACCUAAAUGACGACGUGAUGUUUGGUAAAGACGUCUGGCCGGAUGACUUCUACAGCCAUUCCAAGGGACAGAAGGUGUAUCUCACUUGGCCCGUUCCCAAUUGUGCGGAAGGAUGCCCAGGAUCAUGGAUCAAAGAUGGCUAUUGUGACAAAGCGUGCAACAACUCGGCGUGUGACUGGGAUGGAGGAGACUGCACGGGAGCCGCUGGGAGCAGCAGAUACCCAGGUGGGAUCGGCGCCGGCAGUCCCGGUGGAGGUGGUGGGCAGGUGUGGCAGUUUCCUGGCGGUCAAGGCGGCCUGGCCGGAGCCUCGUAUUGCAACCAAGGUUGCGCCACCUCCUGGUUGGCAGACAAAUUCUGCGACCAAGCCUGCAACGUGCUCGCUUGCGGCUUUGACGUGGGCGACUGUGGCACAGACCACUUUGGAGAGCUGCUGCGCGUCAACCUGCUGAGCAACCAAACUGCCUACAACCUCCCAGUUGGCGAGAUUAGACCUUAUUUCAGCUUUAAAGGGCUGGCUCACAGGGUCUCGGAGGCCAAUGUGGUGGACAACCCGGUGGUACGUCACACCUCUGUGGCCAACAAAUGGAAGACCAUCCACCUUCUGCUCCACGCCGGCCACAACGCCACUGUAGUACAUUACAAUAUCACCUUCCAAAGGGAAGACAGCACGAGUUUUACCAAGAUAUUUAACGUGGCCGUUGACACGCGUCAGCUUCCGCAGGUUAACAGGACGCAAAAACGCAAGGAAAAAAGUCCCAGCCAGAAUUCCGCCGUGACGACAGAACCGCCUUUUUUGUUCUCGGAUGUUCCCGAGGAUAAGAGGGGUCCCAAGAUCCAGAAGAAGCCACCGCGUGAAUUGGAGGCCAUCGUAGAAGUUCCCACGUUCAACGAGUCGCUUUUGCCAGCUCCUCUGCGCAGCGAGCUUGACAAACUGGAUGAGAAACUGUUGAAAGGUGAUAUCACCAUGAAGGGUUACAACCUCACCAAGGCUCAACUGCUAACCGCCAACCGGGAAGAACAGGACAGAGAUCACCUUGAUAGCCCAGCUGUGGUCCAGAGGCCUAAAACCUCUAAGCUGCUGAGCCACAUUACCAAAGUGAAGAGCACUAUAGGCGAAGUGGAGCUUCCCCUCAUCGCCGGAGUCGGAAGGAGGCUUCAACACUUUGUCCUCGCUGACCGAGGUUUCUUUCCAUGGGAGAAGAAGAAGUACUUUCAAGACCUUCUCGAGGAAGAAGAGCGUCUGCAAAGUGAGCUGACCUACGACAUCGAUGGCACCGCCGCCGGCCGCAAGCUACAAGACACGUUUGCAGACUCGCUACGUCACGUCAACAAGCUGCUCAACCGCCAGUUUGGCUUCGCCUCCCGCAAAGUCCCCGCGCACAUGCCACACAUGAUUGACAGGCUGGUUAUGCAGGAGCUGCAGGACACAUUCCCAGAUGACUUUGAUCAGACAUCCAGGCACCGCGUGCGUCAUCCGGAUGACAUGCAGUUUGCCUUCUCUUACUUCUACUUCUUGAUGAGCACUCAGCAGCAGCUAAACGUCUCAGAGGUGUUCGACGAGGUCGACACCGACCACUCCGGUGUUCUGUCGGAUCGCGAGAUACGAACUCUGGCCACGAGGCUCCACGAGCUGCCCCUCAGCCUCCAGGACCUGACAAGUUUGGAACAGAUGUUGAUCAACUGCUCCAAGACUCUCCCGAGGAACUUGAGCCAGCUCCAUCUAGUAAACCCAACACAGGAAGCAUAUUACGACCACAGCAUGCCACCAGUCACUAAAAGUCUCAUCACGCACUGCGCUCCCAUUACGGACCGCAUUCGCAAAGCCUUUGUGGACCAGAACAAGUACAAGUUUGAGAUCAAGGGAGAGGAGGACAUAGCGUUCAAAAUGGUCCGCACCAACGUCUCUCAUGUCGUUGGCCAGUUGGACGACAUCAGAAAGAAUCCCAGGAAGUUCAUCUGUCUGAACGACAACAUCGACCAUGCCCAUAAGGACGCCGCCACAGUGAAAGCCGUUUUGAGGGACUUCUACGACUCCAUGUUCCCGCUACCGUCCCAGUUUGAGCUGCCCAGAGAGUACCGCAACCGCUUCCUGCACAUGGAUGAGCUUCAGGAAUGGCGAGACUAUCGGGACAAGCUGAAGUUCUGGACCCACUGCGUCCUAGUGACGCUGGUGACCUUCACGGUCUUGUCCUUCUUCACCGAACAGCUUAUCCACUUAAAGCGCAAGUUAUUCUCCCGACACAAAACGGCCAAGGACAACAACCCCGAGAGAGUUUAAAUCAGGAAGUCCUCCGCCUCCAAAGCAGCGCCACCUCCGUCCUGCUCAGUGAAGGAUCGGCAAGGAUUUUUUUUUCUUCUGGCGACGGACAAUGAAGCAAAGCCAAUGAAGAAGCCCGUGAAUGUUUUCAUGUUUCUAAACUCAACACUCCUGAGGACCCCUCGAUCAACCCCUUCUUUCUUGUUUUUUUUUUGACCAUUCAGACAAUAAUUUGAUGAGCAAUGCUCUCAAAGCGCCGGUGAUGGGAAAUUUUGGACAUUUUAUACCACGGACUGUUUUAAAGAAAUUGUGUGUGAAGGAGUCAUUAAUUUAAGUCAUUGUUGGUUGUUUGUAACAAUAGGGGGUCUAGAAGUGCCUUAUUUGUUUAUUCCUGUAAUUUACAAGACAAAUGCUUGUGUAAAUUGUCUACCGGUACGUGUGGGGUUAGGAAUCAGGUUUUUUGUUUGCUUGGAAUCUUUUUUUUUUUUUUGUCAGACAAAGCAGCUUUUCCCUUCGCCGUCUGCGCACACGUGUCCCCGUGGGAUUCUGCAGACUCGCUAUGUCUGAAAUUCAGACGCUUUGGCUCUAACUUAUUUUUUGGGGAUUGUGACCGAGCGCCGCGUCAUCCUUUUUCGCCGCCAUUUAACUCUUUUUCCCACCAUUUAGCAUCAGUGCCAUUGACGGCAAUAGCAGCCAGUCGAAUUGGAUUGGACGUCUAUCGUCGUCAAUGGCAGCCAGUGAGAUGAUUUGACAAAACACUGAAGCUUUUGGAACAGUAUGACUUAGUUUCAGUGUUGGAAGUGGUAAGAAGUGUGGUCGAAUUAAAAACGCUCUGGUAAGUGUAUCACUGUCAAUAGCAGCCAAAAUGAGUUAAAAUCGCUUGCUGUGUUUCUUCCAAUGAAAUAAAAAGUGUGGGGCCAACCAUCUGCCUUUUCUCAAGCACCGCAAGAAGAUUGCAUGAAAAAUAUUCUUUAUUACAAACUUUCUCCCUCCCGCCAUGUACACUUGUUAGUAAAAAUUUGUUGUACAGUUGUAUUAGUGAACAAUGAAAAAUCAUGGUUGUACAUUACAAUGCAUAGUUCUUCACAGAAAGUCACAUGUGACUUUUUAAGAGUACAAUCCAGGAAACGGACCUAAAUAUAGUAAAGCGGUACCACAGAAACACAAGAAAUCUUUCAUCCUCAGUGGAAAACAUACAACGUCUGUUUGGUUUGCAGUACUCGCAAUUACGACAAAAUGAAUUAAGGCGACU
Corythoichthys intestinalis (scribbled pipefish) is the source of this 4876-nucleotide messenger RNA. RefSeq names its product N-acetylglucosamine-1-phosphotransferase subunits alpha/beta-like. NCBI's taxonomy places the organism in Eukaryota, Metazoa, Chordata, Actinopteri, Syngnathiformes, Syngnathidae. The transcript has 22 exons. Gene Ontology annotation, molecular function: calcium ion binding; UDP-N-acetylglucosamine-lysosomal-enzyme N-acetylglucosaminephosphotransferase activity. The record is from RefSeq and is a predicted model, not a curated record. Gene Ontology annotation, cellular component: Golgi apparatus. Gene Ontology annotation, biological process: N-glycan processing to lysosome; carbohydrate phosphorylation. The coding region runs from base 106 to 3645 and encodes 1179 amino acids.